AUGGCGUCUGAAUUUGAGAUCUUAGGAGUAUUUUCCAUUGGCUUGCGAGGAAAGCCCAGCUUGAAUGAGGAAAAUGGCACAGCAGCAAAUUUCCUGGCACUCCGUCUCAUUACACGGAAAAGGAUACUUAAAUAUCCGGAAGAGGAAGAUGACUUUAAGCUACCAGAGAAAUAUGCGUUACAGCUCAGGGCAAGCGACAAAUCGAAGGCGCAUCAUCAGCCACGCAACUUGGAUGAAAGAGAUGGAGCUGCAGCGCACAAAUCUAUUCCCAGCAGCCCCGAGAAAACAGCUGAUGGUAUGGUUCUAGUGGAUUGGUAUACAACAAAUGGCCCAGCCAAUCCCCAAAACUGGUCUCGUGCAAAAAGAUAUUUUGUUGUUUUCGUUUUGUGUUGUUAUACCUUUACAGUCUGCUGCGCCGGUCCUAUAUAUGCCACUGCUGAAGAAGGAAUACAGCAUCAUUUCCAUGUUAGCCCUGUUGCUUCUACACUGGGGCUGGGACUUUACGUAUUAGCAUAUGGUAUUGGAGAUCUCCUUUUUUCACCUCUCUCUGAAAUCCCUAGCAUUGGGCGAAACCCCAUUUAUUUUCUGACUUUUAUUGUCUACUGGAUUCUAACAUUUCCUGAGGCUGUGACGAAUGGCUUUGGAAGCCUUUCAGCUUUGCGAUUCUGGCUUGGCUUUUUUGGAUCUCUGGCUCUGGCUAAUGGCGGAGCGACAGUGGGAGAUAUGUUUUCUCUUAUGUAUAUCCCAUUUGGACUCUCCUGGUGGGUGUUUUCUGCAUGGGCUGGCCCUUCUAUCGGCCCGGUCAUUGGAAGCUUCGCCGCCCAAGCCAAAGCAUGGAGGUGGCCCAUGUGGGAAAUUGUGUGGAUGUCCUCAGGAGCACUAAUUCUAUCAUUUCUCUUCAUGCCGGAGACGUCAGCUCACAAUAUCUUACUGCGUCGGGCGCUGGAUACUUUUAUGGCGUAUUUUUAUACGUUCUUUGAAGUAUUUGCUCUUGUUUUCCCUGUAUUUUAUGGCUUUGAUCUUGGCCAAACGGGUCUUACUUUCUUAUCUUGUCUCAUUGGUGUUAUCCUUGGUCUCUCUGCCUACUUUGCUUACUUGCAAUUUUAUAUGGUGCCUGAUAAUAUUAAGCAUGUUUUUAGAGAACAAGAACACCGACUCGUCCCUGCCAUUAUUGGUUCAUUUUUACUGCUAAUUGGACUCUUUAUUUUUGCAUGGACGGCCAGGUCUAGCAUUCAUUGGGUAGUUCGACUUGUUGGAGUGGGCAUCUUUUGUUUUGGACACUUCUGGAUAAUGCAGUCUCUGUUCAUUUACAUUCCUCUUUCUUACCCAAAGUACAUUGCCUCUCUGUUUGCCAGUAACAGCAUCUGGAGAUCGGGCAUCGCGGGUGGAGCUGUUGUCUUCGCAAGACCACUGUUUAUUAAUCUGGGCGUGGCCAGAGGUGUCACACUGCUUGCAGGAUUAAGCUGUGCGGGCAUUUUUGGCACUACAGCAAUUUGGAUGUUCGGCAAGAAACUGCGAGCUAGAUCUAAGUUUGCGAUCUAA
This is a messenger RNA of Trichoderma asperellum CBS 433.97, 1542 nucleotides long. Lineage: Eukaryota; Fungi; Ascomycota; Sordariomycetes; Hypocreales; Hypocreaceae. The record is from RefSeq and is a predicted model, not a curated record.